AUGCCAAUUGAGGCCCUUCCGCAGGCCACAGUCAGGGCCAUCGGAUCUACAUCUGUCAUCUCGGACCCUUGCUCGGUGGUCAAAGAAUUAAUUGACAAUGCUUUGGAUGCUGGGGCAUCUUCGCUAUUCAUCGAAAUUUCAUCAAACACUGUGGAUGUAAUACAGCUCAAGGAUAACGGUCAUGGUAUUCCCACGGAAGACCAUCCUAAUGUUUGCAGACACACAUUCACAAGCAAGAUCCGGACAGCUGAAGAUUUGAAAAAUGUGGGCGGUUCAUCAUUUGGCUUCAGAGGUGAAGCCUUGGCCAGUAUUGCUGAGAUGUCUGGCGGCAUCACUGUCACCACCCACGUUGCAUCCAGUGUCACGGGGUCGUGUGUCAAAUACCAGAGGGACGGAGAACUCUUACAGUCUACAUUGAUAUCUCAUCCGGUCGGCACGACGGUUCGUGUUGUGGACUUUCUAAAACACAUCCCCGUCCGCAAGCAGGUGGUAUUGAAAAGUGCGACCAAGAUUCUUACCAAGGUCAAAAAAUUGCUUCACUCAUAUGCCAUUGCCCAGCCUUCAAAAAGGUUAUCGUUGAAGGUUCUCAAAGCGAAGAAUGAAAACAACAAUUGGGUCUACGCCCCUGCUAGCGACGCAACGUUGUCUGAUGCGGCUGUGAAGGUCUUUGGAAGAGACUUAUCUUCUUCUUGCAUCUUUAAGACCAUGUCAUCAAAAUCUUUAGAAGCCCAAGUGGACGAGGGAGAAUAUAAAUUGUCUUGUCUUCUUCCCAAGCCUGAUUCAGACCUCGCCAAAGUCAGCAAUUCAGGGCAAUUUCUUAGUGUUGAUGGCAGACCCCUAUCGACUGCUACGGGCAUUGGCCAAGAUAUUGGAAAACGCUUCAAAUCUUACAUUCGUACGGUUGCGUUAAGAAAUGAAGCGACCAAGUCGAUCACCGAUCCGUUCUUAUGUCUUCAACUCAGUUGUCCACAAGGAUCAUAUGACGUCAAUAUUGAGCCCAGCAAAGAUGAUGUGCUGUUCGAGGACCGGGAUAUCGUCUUUUCUUUAAUUGAGGCUUUUUUUGAGGAACACUAUGGCCAGCUUGCAGAUUCUCGCAAGGGUCCAGUCAAAAAGAAGAAUCCCAAAACUUCCCAAGCGAAUGGCGACUUCAACCUGCUCUUAUCCCGAGCGCGUCCCAGCGAUUCUUCGGAGGAGUCAGUAAAUACAGAAGAGCAUCCGAGUGAACCCAUUGCCACUAUUUCCACUAUCCAGGCCACCCCUCGCUCUCAAUAUUCUCUGGGUACUUCAACUCCCGGAUUGUUGAGACGGGAUAAUACCAACGAUGUAGUACAUGUGACAGCUUCCCAAAUCUCUGCCUCGAUUAAUCCCUGGUCUGUCUCAAGAAAGGGUAGCACAUGGCGAACUCCAAGGCGUGAGUCUAAUACUCAGGCUAUCAAUCUAGCAACUUCCUCAUGCGAAUCAACCCCGGGAAAUGUGGGAGGCCUUUCUCAAUCGAAUGGCAGUCAGCAAUCGCCCGAAAGUCCCGGCUUUCCAAGCCCUCCUAUUUCACGAAUUACAUCAACUUCGCCUAUACACAGACGAAAACAGAUUUCCUCAUCACAGCUUUCUUUGGAGCCGACAGACUCAAUCCGCAGUGCACAAAAAGCUGCGAGACAGCGAGACAAGGAGCGCUACGGUAGUGGUGCUCUUGAUACAUGGUUUACCCGGACGACACAGGCUUAUAUGAUGCAAGAAUCAGCAAAUCCUGUACAGGACCAACAUGAUGCCGAGCCAACUCUUUCCCAGCUUGCUGAGCAGAGAUUUGGAAGGGGAUCUCAGACUGCGCCCGAGGUCACAGCGAAUGCUAAUGCCACUCAAAGUGGAGAAUCCAGCCUAGAGGGCCAAACUCACCUUUCUCGGCUAGACGAUGACACGAUAGAUGAGGUCGAAUAUGAAGGUUCCAUGGAUAGUGGUCGUGGUUUUCCUGUCCUUGAAAGAUGGGCUGCUAGUCUCAGGGAAGGCUUCAACCCAGACACCCAAUCGGAGCUGGAGAAAGCCCUCGAUUUUGAGAAACGGAAGAAAGAAGCUAUGCAGAGACAUCGCAACCGCACGGUUACUCAUUCUGUUCCUUUUAGCUCCCAGGCUAUCACGGCAGUCUCUCACUCACCACAUCACAAUCGAUUUCUCAAAGCCAAGGCUGCUCUGGCGUCAGAAGGUUCUUUCGCGGUAGAAGCAAUUCCUAAGAAUGCAUUUUCUCCGAAAGACCCCAGGGCAUACCUGAUUCGCUGCUCCAGUGGUGAUGAAGCUUCGACAGAUAGCACCAAGUCUCGACGGGCUCAUACACGCCGCUUGCCUUUUGAACGUAUACCGGAUGGGCAGGAUGUUCAUGACUUGAGCCUGACGAUUUCCACCGACUCGCUGAACACUAGAGAGUCCUUCGGAAUGACGAAUUUCUAUGAUUCGUACACGCGCGACGGAUCAAUCCGUUGCGCUUUUGCUUCAUCUGAUGUGGAGUCCCUUGCCCCGUUCUGGAACGAGCGACUCCGUACAAUGAUCAAGCAAAAAUACAAAGAAAUAGAUGGAUCCCAAGCCCAUGAACUGAUGUUUGACACAUCUUCCCUUAUAACUAAUCAUCUGAAAGAGUUGCCUGAGGCGUCAUGA
Molecule: messenger RNA, 2640 nt
Organism: Penicillium malachiteum
Lineage: Eukaryota; Fungi; Ascomycota; Eurotiomycetes; Eurotiales; Aspergillaceae
Product: putative DNA mismatch repair protein
Exons: 3
Coding region: 1-2640 (879 amino acids)
Biological process (GO): mismatch repair
Cellular component (GO): MutLalpha complex
Molecular function (GO): ATP hydrolysis activity; ATP-dependent DNA damage sensor activity; ATP binding
Source: RefSeq, a predicted model, not a curated record